AUGGCCUGCGACCCACUGUCGUCGGAUGGCGGAGGGUGCGAGCUCUCGGACGUGGCGAUGGCUCCUGCGACGGCCAUUCCGCGCGAUGUAUGGACUGUCGCUCAGUCUGGAGUGGCGCCGCGCGACGUCGUCGUGGGUUCGCUGUUCGAUCGCAAGCGGCGGCCGCCUCAAUGCGACAGUCGCGAAGCGUUCAACCUCGCAGGUCGUGAUCCCUCGGCCGCUCCGACGGACGCGUUACGCGACAUUCACGGAGUUGAGUCUCGCGCCAUUCAUGCACGCGUGGCCGUCGCCGCGCCGUCAGGAACGAGGUCUACCUUCACUCAGCCGCCAUCGCCGCCGGCGGCGGCGGCGGAGGCAGUGCUAGGUGUUGCCUUCCCCGGCCACGACCGCCCCCGUCCCGCGCAACAGCACGAGUUAGGGCUAUCCGCGUCCGCGCCGCACGGCUCUCUUCCGUUGAGACUGCAGUGCUCGUGGAUGUGGGAGCAGCCGCUUCAGUUAAGUCAACCGAGUCAACGGAGUCAACCGCGUCAACUGGUCGAUUUGAAUCAGUCCACAGACGAACCGCCACUUGCGGUCCUCACGCAAGAAAAGGGAGCUCAACAUGCCGCAUCGUCACUCCCCUCGAGCCACUCACCAACGGCCUUGGCGUCGCAGCGCGCAUUCGCCCUACAAGACUGGGGGCAGGCCGUGCAUUCGCCACUCAAGAAGCCACGUGGCAGUCCCGAGGCGAUUGGGCGGCAGGCGGUGGCUCUAGCGAUCAGCGAACGGGAGGAGGAGAUUUUCCAGAGGCGGCGCGAGCAGCGGCUGCGGAUUCUGGGCGGCUUGAGACAUGCGCUCGAUGAACCAGCGGCGGCUUGCGCGGCUGCCGCUGCCGGCCUCGACGGGCAAAGCCCGCUGUUCGUGCUCCGCCAGGGUCCGUUCAGUUGCCGAAUAUCAAGUCGUGCUUGUAACGCGGAAAAGGCUGGUAGUCAGGGGGGUGUGACUGAAAUGAGAGAAAGUGGAGACGCGACAGGAGGGGGCGCAGUUGAGGGGGGCGACACAACCGCCGCCAGAUUCGCACCCGGGGUGUGGGGCGAGGCAGGCGCAAACGACGGGGGCGGCGGGCUAGGAAGGCGGAGCGACGAGGUGUGCAAUGGGGCUGGCGCAUUGGCGGAGCCGCGAACACUGGGGGCGACAUUGGCGGUGGAACUCCGCUCGACGAUGCGCGUGGAGGUUACUAGUCCGCACGCCGCGGCGCUCGCCUCGCUCGAUGCGCGCAAGGCCCUCCCGUUUCUCGCUGCGCCGUUUGCGCCGCUUCCGGCGGGCUGGAAGCAGCAAAGGCGCGUGCGAGCGCGCUCUGCCUUUGAAAGCCGCGAUCUGAUGAGCGGAGGGGGGGAAGGCUUCCCCGGCUCCCCGGGUCGCGCGGAGCUGCUCGCGGAAGGCGCGUUGCGCUCGCCCGCACUGGCGCGGAAAGCUGCGGAAUGCGGGAAGCGCGCGCAGAAACGGCGGAAUAGCAGCGAAUGGGAGCUGUACGCGGGCGGGGAAGAGGCGCGCGGGGAAUGGGGGCGCGGGGAAACGGGCGGGCCGGCGGACACCGGGCGCGGCGGAAGGAGUAGCAGGGGCGGAGAUUCGAGCGUAGAGACUCGGCGGGAUGGCACUGGGCAAGGGGAGGGGGGAGGGGAGGCGGAACAAGGAGGGCAGCACGAGGUGGAGUCGAGGGGAGGAGCGCAGAAGGAAAUGGAGAAGGAGGGAGUGAGGGAAGAGGAAUGGGAGUGGGAACGAGCCAAGGUGAGGCGGGAAGAGGGACAGGGGACAUUUGACAUGUUGACCUGGGAACAGGGGCAGGGGCAGGGGCAGGGGCAGCAGGCGGAGAUGCGAUGGCAAACGAUUGGCCCUCCAUGGUUAACGCCUGGGCAGGCAGAGCAGCAGCAGCUAGAGCAGCAGAAGGGGCAGGGGGCGGAGCAGCAGCAGUGGUGGCAGCAGGGGGGAGCGGGGAAGCAGCGUGGAAUGGAGGGGCUGGUUGAGGAGGGUGUGAGGGCGCCUCUUGUCCCAUACCUGCGCUCCGCUAGCCAAUCGCAUGUGUGCUCGCCCCUCAUUCUGACUCCCUUCUCGGCCCCACAUACACGUGAUAGGUUGCUGGGUGGUGCUGGAGGGAGGUUGGGUGCUGCUGCGGGCCCUGCUGCUGCUGCUGCUCCUGCUGCUGCCGCCCACCGCAGGGCAGCCAGCUCUGUGCCCAUUUUGGGCGGCACGCUGGCGGUGAGCAGAGUUGGCCAGGUGGACAGUGAGAGUGGAGGCGUUUUGUCUUCUUCUGGUGUGGCUGGGGGUGCUGCUGAAUUCCCUCUGUGGGUGCGGAACAGUGAAGCGGAAACGUAUCUGCACUCUGCUGCCCAACCAGUGCUGCUGGCUGAGAGUAUGGGGGAGUCAUAA
Molecule: messenger RNA, 2406 nt
Organism: Closterium sp. NIES-65
Lineage: Eukaryota; Viridiplantae; Streptophyta; Zygnematophyceae; Desmidiales; Closteriaceae
Source: the annotation of a GenBank genome assembly